AUGACGAAGAAAGCACCGGGGCUGCGAAAUCAAGUGGGCAGGGAUGAUGACGAAUUAGGAGGGAAAACUGACACGUGCGUCGUGGUGCUGGGCUUGGCGAUACGCGGCCGCGAGUGUCAUGUGGCGCUCGUAGACGUUACAGACGCGCUGCGUUGUAACUGUGCACAUAGCCGCGAAACUGGUGUGGACCCUGGUUCCGGGGGGAAAAGCACGAAGGGAACGCUCGCACUGCGGGAGCAGCACGCGCGUUGUUCCUGCAGCACUGGACCAGGGAUCGGCGCUGCAGUCGCUGGCGCCUGCGCGAGUCAGCGUUCCGGUCGGACUGUAGGUCGUAACAGCAGCUCGAGAUACCCGUCGUGCGCGAUGCAAUCCCGGGGUGACUCGUUUUAUGUGCAGCUUCAAAACCCGGAUAGCGUGACGCAUCCCUGGUUCUAUGAGCAAGUAUCGCUACCGCGGGAGCUGGACCAGUACGAGGCAUACGAAGAGCUUGGCAACGUUGCGACAGGGUUGUCGAGCACGCUACCUCAGGAUGGCGUGCGCAGCUUCUGCAGUUACGCAACACCGCCACCGGCAUCGGAGCCUGCUAGGGUCGCUCGUGGUCUCGAUUGCUGCGGGAGGCCGACCAAGGCCUCGUCUUCGUCGACGUGCACGAUUCCGUCCUCGCCAAGUACAGGGCCGCUCGAGGAGCGCCCAUCUAGUGAAUCAGCGAACCAACGCCGAACACAAGCGCCAACGCAAUCGGAUGGAUUUCUGGCGACAACCGGGACUGGCCAGCGCCGGAAACGCGGGAACGAUGCCAUUGCAAGUCGUGUGCAGGACACCGAACCGCAUUGGUUUGAAUCGGUUGCUGGCGAGGGAACGGAUUUCCUGGAGCCGGUGGACGCGAAUUUCGACGUCGACGACGUCGACCUGCUCGUAGUACCGUACAUGACGGCAUCGUCGGCGCUACUCGCGAAUCCAUUAACUGCAGUUACGUCAUCUUCGUUUGGUGCGGACGCACACGAUGACCUUUUAGGCGGCGACGAGGCUGGCGAACCCCAGCUGGGUGCAGUCGCCGAGUCUAGUGCGAAUGAGGAAUACCCUACGCGCCCAGGUGUGGCUGAGAUAUCCGAAGCGCCGGCGCACGCGAGCACGCCGAGGCUGCAUAUGCCAGCAUGUCGCUUCUUGGCCCAGUUCACUGAAAAAGCUUUGUCGUUCAGUUCAGAACAAAAGCGACAACAGGACGCAACGCCGAUGGAACGCCUGCUCCAGGCAGUGGAAAUACUUUUGCUAGAAGCGUAUGCGUUAGCAAACAUUUAUCGCACACGGUGCCGUCGCGUUUCCCCGAGUCGCAGCUGCACGGUGACAACAAACAGCAGCGGCGACGGCGACGGCGGCAUGGAGCCGCGGGCGUGCUGUUGCAGUCGCACUGGCUCCGGGCAGGCACCGCUGCACCACCGGGAUGGUACGAUGCAAGCCUAUCAGCGCCGUCUUUCGGACUGGAUUCGUUGCUGUCUGCAGGCAAGCGAUAGAGAGGGCUCGCAUCUCGGGCCCGCUAAUGAUGCGAGCUUGGAUGGCGACUGGCACGACACCUUCGACGCGUUCAACCUGGGCAGUGUGCUCUGCCAAAUCGCUCAGCGUUGUGGACGCAAAUCACGACGACGACGAGCGAUCGCUGCGGACUAUCGCCUCGCUGGGAUUGGCCUCGUCAUCGAUAGUCUACGAUCAAGCGCGGAUCAACGUGCAGUAGCCGAGCGUCUCGAGUGGCGCUUUCAUUGCCCUGUAACGGUCGUCUGCUGGGAUGAAGUGAACCUCCCGCUUAUCAGCGUGCUGCGGCCGUCACCGCUGAGCAUGCUCGCAGGCAGCGGAGGCACCAUCCGCGGCCACAGUGCGCCCGCUGACCCAGUCGCAUCGCGCCAAGGUAUCGCGCUACUGCUGCUUUCCAGCGAGCGCGGCUGUCUGUGUCGCUUGGUCGCCGAUCCGCGCAUGCGCAAGGAUCUUCGUGUCUCCGCUGACAUCGCCGGUGGCCUAGAUAUUCGAAUCGGAGGCUAUGGUCCACUACUUGGAGACGAGGGUUCCCCCUUUGUACUCGGUCUGGAUGCGCUGCGGUAUGCGCUGUGUGCCCUCGACGGCAUGCGCUUUGAGUGCUCGAGUGAGCCGUGGGAUCGUGCGGCCUGCAAGGCAGCUGCCGAUGAACUGCUCGCGCUCGCCUUGACACAUUUUGCGUGCGCAGAUCUGGAAACGCUGCUGCAUUGCCUGUAUCGCGGACCACUGCCUCGCUGCCGGAUGGUAGAGUUCGGCUACCUAGUUGCCGAGCAGGCUGGCACGAACAUGCGGGCGCCAACCGGGAACCGCAUCGCCCAGCGAGCGCUGUAUCGCGCCGGGCACGCGCUCGGUCGCCAUCUGGCGGCCGCGUUUUCCCAGGCACCGCUGGAGCUCCCUGUCCACACUCCAGCCGCUGGCAACGGAAACGCGUCAGCGCAAUCGGCAUCGGAACAAGCGAUGCCUUCCAUCCCGGUGAUUUGCGUCGGGCGUCUGUUGCAGUUUUUGCGCACGUCCGAGUUUCUAGCGGCGGGCUUGCGCGCAGGCUGGCGGGAAACCGCGGCUGCCCGCCUCGAGGGAUUGCGUCUGCAACUGCUGACGCAGCGCUCGACAACACCAUCGCAGCCGAGCGCCUCGGAUCAUGUCGAAGUCCUGGCGACGCUGCUCGCCUGCGAUCGAAGCGGUAUCCCGGGAUCUGCCUCACAGGCGCUGCUGGAACAGGCGACGCCGAAUGUCACGCUAGAGCCGAUGCUCUGGUUGGAAUAA
This is a messenger RNA of Cyanidioschyzon merolae strain 10D, 2787 nucleotides long. RefSeq lists its product as hypothetical. The transcript has a single exon. NCBI's taxonomy places the organism in Eukaryota, Rhodophyta, Bangiophyceae, Cyanidiales, Cyanidiaceae. The record is from RefSeq and is a predicted model, not a curated record. Bases 1 to 2787 code for a protein of 928 amino acids. Gene Ontology annotation, molecular function: N-acetylglucosamine kinase activity.